AUGACCCAAUCCGACUCCCAGCAGACCACCUCCAGGCUGCCCGUCCAGCUCGAGAACGCUUACAACCACGAGUACAAGGGCGACGCCUCCAUCACCAUCGUGUGCGAUUAUGACGCCGCAGAGGACAUUGGCUUAAAAGCCAACGAAGAUGUACUGCGCGCCGCCAGCCCUAUUCUCAAAGCUCUCGUGAACAAAGUCAACUCACCAGGCAGCGGCGCUAGCUCGCCCAGGAGGAACGUGUCCAGCUCGGCGCUGCCGCAGCGGUUCCUCUCCGUGGACGACGACUGCGGCGACAUGGAGCUCUUUCUGCGCUUCGUGGACGCCGGCGCCUUUCGUCGCGCAACAUACUCUGCCCGUGACCUUCUCCGCAUCUCAGACCUGUACAACAAGUACCAGGUCCGCCCCCUCUUCCGCUCCAGCUUGAAACGCUACGUCGACGCACAUGCCGAGCGCCUCGUCGCUUCCCAGAGCGACACCGACGAGUUCCUUGUGCACGGCUUUGUCGUGCUCACCACCUUGGCCGACCACGUCCGCUCGGGCGCGCUUUGGCGCCAGCUCCUCGUUCUCCAGGGUACCAAGCCCACUGAGAACCCUCCCAUCUCGGGAUACUUCAACCCUUCCAAGCUCUCGCACGAGGAGGUGCGCGAGCUGGGCCCCGUCUUCCCCGUGCUGGUGUUUGUGGAGAACGAGCGCGCCAACGCUCACAACCACGAUAUUUCAAGCUUGUUUAUCAGCUUUACAAAGGAGGGAGAAAUGUGUUUUUACUGGAGCGACGAGCCGAACAACAUCAUCCACAUCUAA
Messenger RNA from Apiotrichum porosum, 801 nucleotides. RefSeq lists its product as uncharacterized. Bases 1 to 801 code for a protein of 266 amino acids. The record is from RefSeq and is a predicted model, not a curated record. NCBI's taxonomy places the organism in Eukaryota, Fungi, Basidiomycota, Tremellomycetes, Trichosporonales, Trichosporonaceae. The transcript has 3 exons.